AGGCCGGCACGGCACAGCAAAACAUACGCGCAAACCCCAAACAGAAGAAGCCAGCAACGGCGGCGGCAGCAGCAGCAGCAAGAUAAAAGGAAGCGGGGGGAGAGGAAUCCACCACUGCUGCCGAUGGGGGAUGCUAAGCCGUCGGUGCUUAUCCCGAUGACCAGCCGCGACCGGGACCGCGACCCGCUCGUGCCGCCCACCGCCGCCGCCGCCGCAACGUCAUCCAGCGCCGUCGCGGGCUCCGAUGACGACGAUGAGUCCAAACCAUCCUCCGCCUCCGCCGCCUCCGCGGCGGCGCAGACCGGCCGCGAGGCAUUCCACAAGGUCGUGCAUAGCUGGGCUUCCAAGAAGUUCAUGACCGGAUGUGUAAUCCUUUUCCCGAUUGCAGUUACAUUCUAUAUAACAUGGUGGUUCUUUUGCUUUGUGGACGGCUUUUUCUCUCCAAUAUAUGCUCAUCUGGGAAUCAAUAUAAUCGGCCUUGGUUUUGUAACUUCCAUAUCGUUCAUUUUUGUGGUUGGAGUGUUCAUGUCUUCUUGGCUCGGGGCUUCUGUUCUUGGUCUGGGAGAGUGGUUUAUAAAGAGAAUGCCAUUUGUUCGACAUAUUUACAAUGCAUCUAAACAAAUCAGUGCUGCCAUUUCACCUGAUCAAAACAAGCAUGCAUUCAAGGAAGUGGUCAUCAUAAGGCAUCCUCGAAUUGGUGAAUAUGCUUUUGGAUUUAUCACUUCAGAAGUUCUACUUCAGAGCUAUUCUAGAGAGGAAGAGUUGUACUGUGUAUAUGUCCCAACAAACCAUCUUUAUAUUGGGGACAUGUUUCUGAUCACCUCGAGCGAUGUUAUUAGACCAAACUUAUCUGUCCGUGAAGGCAUUGAGAUUGUUGUCUCCGGGGGCAUGUCAAUGCCUCAAGUAUUAUCAAUAUUGGAAACAGAGGACAACCAAUUGAACAGGAUGAGAUCUAGUACGUCGAAGCUGAGAUAGCUCCUAACAUACCAGAUUAUUUAUCUACUCUACCAUCGAACCAUUGCUGGUCACAGUAAGUACCAGAAUAGGAUUGUACAAUUCUCUUGGCCGGAAUGGGCAAUCUUUUGUACACUCUCUGAAGCAUUCACUUACUGCACACUACCUGAAGUAGUCAAUCGACCAUAAUCUGCGUGUGUGUGGGCUCACUUGUCUAAGAAUCAAGCCUAGCCCCUUCAGAAACCGACAUAUGUUAUGUUCGGUAAAUGACAGGCCUGCUUACCCGGUAUAAUAUAAUUUCUUAGCAUAAUCUUUUGGUAUCCAGGAGCUUUAGGUCUGGCAAUUUCUCUAGAGCUUCCAAUGUUUGUUGACCUAAAGAACUACCAUUGUGGGUUAUCAUGUAUAAGUUCCUGCAUGAGAUUAUAUUCCCGAUGUACAUUAUGUAGAGGUGCAUUUUAACUAUGAAUUUAGUAGGACUUGUCA
This is a messenger RNA of Lolium perenne, 1437 nucleotides long. Its product is annotated as protein CONTINUOUS VASCULAR RING 1. NCBI's taxonomy places the organism in Eukaryota, Viridiplantae, Streptophyta, Magnoliopsida, Poales, Poaceae. Gene Ontology annotation, cellular component: Golgi apparatus. The record is from RefSeq and is a predicted model, not a curated record.